Phaeodactylum tricornutum CCAP 1055/1 is the source of this 2374-nucleotide messenger RNA. RefSeq lists its product with no specific name. The coding region runs from base 47 to 2341 and encodes 764 amino acids. Gene Ontology annotation, molecular function: nuclear import signal receptor activity. The transcript has a single exon. Gene Ontology annotation, biological process: protein import into nucleus. Gene Ontology annotation, cellular component: nucleus; cytoplasm. The record is from RefSeq and is a predicted model, not a curated record. NCBI's taxonomy places the organism in Eukaryota, Bacillariophyta, Bacillariophyceae, Surirellales, Neidiaceae.
CGCCGAUGCAUUGCUCGGAGCUGUCCUCGAUACACUGUUUCAGCUCAUGCAGGAGAGCCCCGAGUCCGCCGCUGGCGCCUUGUUCGAUUCCAAUCCCGCCUGGCGUCAAGAUCUGGAACAAGACAUGGACGCUAACGAUGACGAUGACGGCUUGGACAGUCCCACGGAAACAAGUAUGGCGCAGGGUACGCUCGACAUGAUUGCCUGCGAAUUACCCAAAAAGUACGUCUGGCCGGCCGCACUGUCUCGUUGUAUUGAUCGCAUGAAUGCACACAACGACGCCAACGCGCGCAAAGCCGGGGUGGCUGGACUUGGCGUCAUUGCCGAGGGCUGUUGCGAGCCCCUCACGGCCGCCCUGCCCACCGUCAUGCCCAUGGUAUUUGCGGCCGCGCAAGACAGCUCGCCGCAAGUCCGCGAAUGCGCCUGCUUUUGCCUCGGGCAAAUCAGUGAACACUGUCAACCGGAGAUUCUGCAAUACAGCAACCAAAUUUUGCCCAUUGUCUUUGCCUUGUUGGACGACCAAGCCGUGACCGUCCAGGCCACAUCCUGUUACGUGCUGGAAAUGUUUUGUGAACGCCUGGAACCGGACGCGGUGCGCCCGUUGCUGGAUCCCUUGGUGCGCAAACUCGCGCACAUGCUUGAGCAAACCAACAAGCGAUCGGUGCAAGAAAUGGCUGUGGCUGCCUUGGCCGCUACGGCCGUCGCCGCCGAACAGGAAUUUUCCCCCUACGUCGAAGGCGUAGCCAAACUCAUGACGACACUCAUGAGUUUGCAGGAUCCGACUCUGUUCUCCUUGCGUGGUCGGGCUUUGGAAUGUAUGGGGCACAUGGCUAUUGCGGUAGGCAAGGAAAACUUCCGCCCCUAUUUUACGGUGACCAUGGAAUGUGCCAUGCAAGGUUUGACCUUGGAAAGCACCGAUUUGCAAGAAUUCGCCUACGCAGUUUUUGCGAACUUGGCCAAAGUCAUGAAGGAAGAAUUUGCCCCCGCCCUUUCGGAUUUGGUCCCGCAUUUGAUUCAAGUAGUGGACAUGGACGAAGGUCAAGUAGAAUCAGCGGGUCAAGAUAGCAACGAGGCGUUUACCGGUUUGGACGAAUCGGACGAUGAAGGCGACAACGAGCAGUACGUGUUGCACGUUCGUACUGGCUUGAUGGAAGUCAAAAAGGGCGCCAUCACGGCCUUGGGUGAGAUGGGUGCCCACUGCGGUACCGACUUUUGCCCCUAUUUGGAAGUCUGUAUGAAGUCCCUGGAAGAAGCUGCCAGCAACUGGCAUCCCCUGAUCAAGAGCGAAGCGGCCGAUGCGAUGCCGUCAAUGAUUGUCCCAUCCAUUGCCGCGUACCACAACGGCGAAAUCUCAUGGACGAAGGGUGAUGUGACGGGAAGUAGUCCUAUGUCGCCCCACACGGCAGCGUUGGUUCAUUGUGUCUUGAAACAAGAAAUAGUAUUGAUGCAGGACGAUGAUAAGGGCACGGUGGGCAAAGCAUGCGAAGCGGUUCAAUCGGUGAUUGAAAUUUGUGGACCCCACGCCUUGGUGCCGCACUUAAACGAGUGUCUCGGCAAUGCUCAUCUACUCUUGACCAAGUCCGCCCCAUGUCAGACGGUAGAUGCUUUGUACGGCGAAUUGCCGGACGAUGACGAUGACCACGACGGUAUCAUGCAGGCUGUCUGCGAUUUGGUAGGCGGAUUUGGUCGCGUCCUGGGAUCGCAGUUUGCGCAGUAUCUGGGCCAGUUCUUACCGGCCAUUUGCGAAUACGGCAAAUCAUCUCGCCCCGCAAGCGAUCGGUCAAUGGCGGUCGGUUGUUUGAGUGAAAUCGCGCAGGAAUUGGAAAGCUCAGUUCUAGACUAUUGGCCCACGGUCUUUCUACCGGCCAUUUUAUCCGGCUUGGCCGAUGAGGACGACAACGUCAAGCGCAACGCUGCUUUUUGUGCGGGAGUGUGUUGUGAACAUUUGAAGGAAGCCAUAACGAGCGAUUACCAGAACAUUCUGCAACAGCUGGCACCUAUUUUUAACCUAGACCCCAACGCGACGGAUUCUUCGGCGGCGUGUAUCGACAAUGCAGCGGCCGCCGUGGCCCGAAUGAUCAUGGCGUCCCCCCACCACGUUCCCUUAGGUCAAGUAUUGCCGGUCUUCUGGCGAGCGUUGCCGUUGAAAACAGACAUGACGGAAAACGAGACUGUCUACACAUGCUUACUGGGAUUGCUGAGUAUGAAGCAACCGGAUUUGAUGACGGCGACCGGUAUUUCCGAAGUACGACGUAUUGUCCACGCUGCCUGUCAAGCGGAGAGUGACGUGAGCGACGAAAUCAAGGCGAAAUUGAUACAAGCACAGCAAACCCUCCAAUAAAACAACACAUAAAAAAUGAAAAAAUGUCAUCGG